AUGCUGAUGGCAACGCAAUCUCCUACUACGAUGGUUUGCACCGCCAUGGUCAUGCUUUUCGUCGAUACUAUCGCGGUGUCGAUGAGAUUCAAAGCUAGGAGAAUGAAAUCUCAACCUUUCAAGGCUGAUGACUGGCUCUCGUUAUUAGCACUUGCCCUUGCCAUCGGACUCGAUGUUGUCCUCAUUCACGUGCUUUGGACCGCUGCAUACUUGCUGGCCUUCAUUUUUGCCUGUAGAGGAAAUUUCAAAGCAUGGUGGGGCGGUUACAUUUCACUGAUCACGAAUUGCGUGAAUAUGUUUGAACUACUUUACGGCUUUGCUAUAUCAGAUUUUGUAACGGACUUCAUCAUAUUGGUUCUACCAAUUUCAGCCAUCCUGAGUCUCCAUUUGCCAACAAAGUUGAAAAUUGGUGUAUUGGCAAUAUUCCUACUCGGCGCAAUUGCAACCGUCGCUUCAAUGAUCAGGAUGAUCUCGGUUAUCCGGCGCCGUCAAGCCAACUUUAACCCCUCUUUCGAUCAAAAUUUACCAUUGAGUAUUGUUGCUUGCUGUCUCCCGGUUCUAAAUAUCUUCCUUCGACACGAACCGAUUACAUCAUCCUUUCGGUCGUUUUGGACGAGAUUGUCUAAUCUCUCGAAAAGAAGCCAAAUUGACCAAACCGACAGUAGUUCAGGUCAUACUAAUGUUUAA
Messenger RNA from Aaosphaeria arxii CBS 175.79, 687 nucleotides. RefSeq lists its product as uncharacterized. The transcript has 6 exons. Bases 1 to 687 code for a protein of 228 amino acids. NCBI's taxonomy places the organism in Eukaryota, Fungi, Ascomycota, Dothideomycetes, Pleosporales. The record is from RefSeq and is a predicted model, not a curated record.